This is a messenger RNA of Aspergillus ruber CBS 135680, 1737 nucleotides long. RefSeq names its product putative LMBR1 domain protein. The record is from RefSeq and is a predicted model, not a curated record. Gene Ontology annotation, biological process: protein localization to vacuole. The transcript is spliced from 3 exons. NCBI's taxonomy places the organism in Eukaryota, Fungi, Ascomycota, Eurotiomycetes, Eurotiales, Aspergillaceae. Bases 1 to 1737 code for a protein of 578 amino acids. Gene Ontology annotation, cellular component: vacuolar membrane.
AUGGCCCCCUUACAAACGUCCCUCAUUUGGAUCGUAUACGCAAUUGCGAUAGCUAUACUGAUAGCAGUAGCCUCCAUCUUCAUCUAUGUGUAUCAAACGCCUCGCGAUCGCUCUCCCUCGGUAACGUUGACUUGCAUCUUUGCCAUCACCACUCUGUUGGCGACUGUUCUCCUGCUGCCCGUUGAUGUCGCUUUGGUUUCAUCCACAACUUCUUCAGCCUUGGGUCGGCGCAAAGACUGGGCUUCUCAGGAUGUGGUGGACAGAAUAACGUAUUCCUUGACGAUAGUAUACUAUUUACUCUACUCCUUGGAUGCCGUCCUUUGCCUGCUCGUGAUUCCUUUCACCUACUUCUUCUACGAAGAAUAUGACGAGGUCGCUACCGAAUCUGGAGAACAAACUAUUUUGAAGCGCUUUUGGAGUGCUUUCAAGUAUACUAUAUGCUUCAUGGCAAUCAUAGUUAUAUUGUUCCUCGUCGGCUUCUUUGUUCCUGUUUCGAAGAACAAAGACGGUCAAGACUUGGACUACUUCAAGAAACUGUUGACCGAGAAUCAUGGAGAGCGUGCGCUUACAUUUACUCUCGGAUUGUUGACGACAAUCGGGUUAUGCCUAUACGUCUUGUACACCUCGUCGGGCCUUGCUCUACUCCCCAUCAGUUUGAUCAAAACAGCCCCUUCAUUUUCGAAUCCGAACAUAAAAGCGACCACCUGUAUGCAGCUUGACAGCAAUCGAGAACGGCAACGCCAGCUAGAAGGUCGAUGUGGGGGUAAUCCUGAUGUCCUGUCUUCGAAGGAUCGCAGAGAGUUGGAUACACUCGUGCGAGAAGAAAGGACUUUGAUUCGAAGACAACGGCUUGUGGAAGAGGCCCGGGGAGAAGGUCAAAGCUGGCUAAUGAAGGCGUGCGUCAAAAUUGAAGCUGUCUUCCGCCCAGUUAAAUUGCUGGGUGGUCUUUUUUUGCUACUAAUAGCAUUCGCAACCUGGGUAUCAAUGACACUGACGGCAAUUGACAAGGCUAAAAAUUCAGUCUGCAAGCACCGCUGUGGGUAUAUUCUUGGGCACAUCAAUUUUUUCAACCCAGUCAACUGGAUUUUCGUGCAAUCUGCCAAGGUAUUCCCGGUCGACUAUGUCAUUUUCACUAUCCUUGCGUUGCUAUUCUUCAACAGCUCCGUUAUUGGUAUUGCUUCUAUUGGCAUUCGAUUCCUUUGGAUUAGAAUCUUCCAGAUUAGAAAGGGCCAUACCUCUCCGCAGGCGCUUCUCUUGGCGACGGCUAUGUUAAUGCUGACUGCCCUGGCUUUGAACUAUUCUUUGUCUAUGGUGGUUGCUCCUCAAUAUGCCACGUUUGGGCCACAAAAAUUCUGCGAUCGCCAUCCUGGGCUCCUCAAUGGACAACCCGAUUGUUCUAAUAGCAAACAUCUCAUCAAACCAUGCUCGGAGCUGGCAAAUAAUUCGGCUGCGAAACGGGUAUGUACACCCAGCGUGGCUAGUACAUUCCUCAACCGAGUAACGAUAAAUUUCCCCUUCUUUGGCAUCGUAUUCUUCUGGGCUCAAUUCAUUUUUCUUGGUAUUUAUCUCAUCGUCUUUGUCACUUCAAUGUUCCGCUCCCCCAAGUUGGACGAACACCAGCUUGACGAGGAUGCAGAGGAGGCCGAAGAGGAAGGUCUUUUAGCGAGCACCGGAAGACGUUUCGAUGCUACCUGGCAGGAUGUUACGGGCAGAGCUGCUAGGAGAAAUGAUAGGUGA